AUGGAACAACAACUGCUAGUUGCAAAGUCUGAGAACUCUCGGCUUAACGCUCAGCUCACUGAAAUGGUCAAAAUCCACGAGACAGAAAUGGCAAAAGAGAGACUUGAGACGGAAAAGUAUCGAAUGAGGUUCGAAAGGCUUACUGAAGACCACAGUAAACUGAGCAAGUUAAACGCCGAACUUGAAGAAAAAUUGCUAACAGCGGUAGAAUCUCUUCAAACAGAAAAGGCCUUACUGUUAGAUGAGUUAAAUACAUUGAAGAAAAAGUUUGCGGAGGCAGAAAAACGAAUAAAGGACCUUACCGUGGAGUGUGAAACUUACAAGAAGGAUUGCAGGGUGGCUGCCGAACUCCUUCAUGCUGAUCCCAGCCAAUUUCUUCCCAUCAAUGUUGGAAACUCUUCGUCAACAAGCUGUUUCUGGUUGCACUUCGCACACAACUUUUUGUCCAACUUGGUCAAGUUCGAUUGCAUGAAGCGCAAACUUGUUAUCUUCAGUCACCGACCGCAUCUGAACUCUGCGUCUUCAGACGACCCCUUGUUACCGACUCCCGCCCACUACCUCCUUCCCACCACCUUCCCGCCCAUCGCCCUUUACUCCUCGGAACCGCUCAACCCACCACCUCGUGAUAACAAAGGCGAUCUCCAACUAACUGUUUUAAAGCGCAAUGAUCCCAUUCUUGAGAUUUAG
Molecule: messenger RNA, 687 nt
Organism: Mesocestoides corti
Lineage: Eukaryota; Metazoa; Platyhelminthes; Cestoda; Cyclophyllidea; Mesocestoididae
Source: the annotation of a GenBank genome assembly